Messenger RNA from Vicia faba (fava bean), 1335 nucleotides. Lineage: Eukaryota; Viridiplantae; Streptophyta; Magnoliopsida; Fabales; Fabaceae. The record is from the annotation of a GenBank genome assembly.
AUGCAAAAAUCUCUGAUGUUAUCCAAGAAGAAGAUAGCCCAGGCCAGAGAAAAUCUUGAAAAAGCUCAAAUUAAUCUUUCUAGAGACAUAUUCAACAGACAUUUGAUUGAGGGUGUUAAAAAUUGCACAGAGGAGCUGAUUAGAUGGAAUGAUACUGAGAUAGCUAUUCUGAGACAGAGGGCAAAUAUUAGUUGGCUUAAAGAUGGUGAUGGUAAUUCUUCAUUUUUUCAUGCAUUUGUCAAAGCUAAGAAAAAGUCUGGAAACCUGAACAUGUUACUUAAAGAGGAGGAAGAAAUCUUUUCUGCCCUAAAAGGCAUUCAUGACCUGUCUGCUCCAGGACUUGAUGGUUUUAAUUCCAGGCUUUUUAAGCACUACUCGGAUAUUAUAAAAGGAGAUCUGACUGCUGCAGUCCAUGAAUUUUUUGACAAAGGGUACCUGUACAAAGCUUUCAAUUGCAUUGUUGUUUCUCUCAUCCCUAAAAGUAAAUCUUCUAGGAGUAUAAGGGAUUAUGGGCCAAUUUAUGUCUGCACUAUUGUUUGCAAGAUUAUAUCCAGAAUUUUGACUGCUAGAUUAGGGCAUGUUAUUUGUAAAAUUGUUAGCCCAAAUCAGGCUGCUUUUAUCCCAGGGAAGCAAACCCAUAGUCACAUUAUUUUAGUGUUUGAAUUGAUUAAAGGGUACAACAGGAAUAGUGGCCCUCCUAGAUUCUCCUUUGUUUCCUACAGAUUCAGUCUCAAUGGUUCCCUUUCUCCCUUUAUGCCGGCUAACCGUGGCAUUAGACAAGGGGACCUUAUUUCCCAUUAUCUCUUUGCUAUAGUGAUGGGAUACCUUCAUAGAGGUGACUCUUACUCUAUGGAACUUAUUCUGAACACUUUCUACUCUUUUGCCAACUUUACUGGUAUGAAAGUAAAUCCCUCUAAAAUCAAAAUGUAUUUUGGUAAUGUUGAGACUAAUGUGAAGCAUGAUAUCCUUAUCCAUUAUGGGUUCAAAGAAGGUGGUCUUCCCUUCAAGUAUCUAGGAGUCCCCCUCUCUAGUAAGAAGUUGAAAGUUAGUCAUCAUUUGCAUUUGAUUAAGAAAAUUACUAGUAUGAUAUCUCACUGGUCUUCUAAGCUCUUGAGCUAUGCUGGAAGAGUCCAGUUGAUUAAGAGUAUUUCCUUUUCAAUGGCUAAUUACUGGCUAAUGAUCUUUCCAUUGCCUAAGAGUGUCAUAAGGAAAAUUGAUUGCUUGUGCAGAUCCUUUCUUUGGACUGGGAGGGAUACAAUUAUUAGGAAAGUCCUAUCUCUUGGCCAAAUGUCUGUAAACCUAUUAAGAAUGGUGGUCUAUGCCUUAUCAACUUAG